UGACAGUCAAGGCACUAAAGUUAGAAUGGAGAAAAACGAUUUCUGAAUUUAACUGCCAUCAACACCACCCAAUAAUAUAAGGGGACCGAACCUUUUCUGCCUUUCCAGCUAUUGCAGUCUGAUUGUCAUAGAAAACUGGUUGAACUGUGUGUUGGCAGGGAUUGUUGGUUUCUCAGUUACCUAUCCUAAAUGUCAAGAUAAUCCAGUAGAUAGUAUGAUUUUAUCAAUUUUCUUCUACAUUGUAUUUGCUGUUCCUAUCUGUGUGAGGGCAAGAUCUCGUCCUAAUAUUGUGUUUAUUCUCGCUGAUGAUCUUGGAUAUAACGAUGUUGGAUAUCAUGGAAAAGAACAUCUUUCUGCUUUAAAGACCCCACAUCUUGACCAUCUUGCUGAAAAUGGUGUAAAACUAGAGAAUUAUUACGUGCAACCACUAUGCACACCCACACGAAGUCAACUUUUAAGUGGCAGAUACCAAAUCCAUACUGGAUUGCAGCAUAAAAGUAUUUGGCCACCGAAACCAAAUGCUCUUCCAAUUGAAAACAUACUUUUGCCUGAGCAACUCAGAAACUGUGGUUACGAUACUCAUAUGGUAGGAAAAUGGCAUCUUGGAUUUUAUAAGGAAAAUUUUUUACCAUGGAAUAGAGGUUUUAAUUCAUAUUUUGGAUAUUUAACUGGAGUUGAGGACUAUUACACCCAUCAGCAUUUUUAUAAGCAAAUGAGUGGCGUUGAUAUGUGGGAUUCCAAACUCGGUCCUGUCAAUAACACAUGGGGUGAAUACUCUGCUCAUUUAUUUGCCAGAAAAGCAAUCGAAGCCAUUGAUAAACGAGAUCCUGCAAAACCUCUAUUUUUAUAUCUUGCCUACCAGUCCGUUCAUGGUCCAUUACAAGUACCGGAAAAAUAUAUUGAACCAUUUAAACAUAUAAAAAAUGAAGCAAGAAGAACGUAUGCUGGGAUGGUUCUAGCAAUGGAUGAAUCAAUUCGUAAUGUAACUCAGCAUUUAGCCGAUGUUGGUAUUUUAGACGAUACAAUUAUUGUGUUUUCAACUGAUAACGGAGGUCAGACAUUGAGAGGGGGUAACAACUGGCCAUUAAGAGGCAGAAAAGAAACCCUAUGGGAGGGAGGAAUAAAAGGUGUGGGUUUCGUUCAUGGUCGUCGUUUAAAAACUCAUCACAUGACUUAUAAUGGACUUCUCCAUGUAUCUGAUUGGUUCCCAACUUUAGUAGAAGGUACAGCUAGUUGUCCGAAAGUCAAUGGAACGCAGCCAUUGGAUGGCUUCAACCAAUGGGACGCCAUCCAACAAAAGACUUCAUCUCCAAGAAAGGAACUGUUACAUAAUAUUGAUCCAUUGUACAUAUCUCAUAUCAAUCGUACUACCAAUAGCCUGAAACAUGGGUUUGAUGUUAAAGUCAGAGCUGGUAUUCGAGUUGGUCAGUGGAAAUUGUUAACUGGUGAUCCAGGGUUUGCAGAAUGGGUGAAGCCCCCCGAAUCCAACAAGUAUGAUUAUAGUAUGUACGGUGGUGAAUCAAUUUCAUCCAUCAAAGCAACAAAUGUAAAGUUGUUUAAUAUUGAAACAGACCCUUAUGAAUACCAUGAUCUAGCUGAUAAAUUUCCAUCUAUUGUAGAAAAGCUUCUGACUAGAUUAGCAAAAUAUAAUUCUACUGCUGUGCCAGUGAGAUUUCCACCGGAUGACCCAAAAGCGAAUCCUCGAUUUCAUGGCGGAUAUUGGUCUCCAUGGAUGGUUGAUUAAUAGAAAUAAAAUAUGUAAACUAUUAGCUACUCCCGUAGUAUGUGUACCAAGUCAAACACCUUCAUAAUAUUUUAUUGAGUCAUAAGAUUAUUUUACGUCAUGUCCUGAGCCAGGUAAAUGAGUCCAUGAGUCAUUAGUAUUAGCAAUCUGUUAUUACCUUUUUCUUACAUUCCCCUUUCCUUAGUUUAGUAAUUUCACCAUUUCCCCUGAUAUUGGUUCUUCACAUAAUAUAACAUAUUGGUUCAUACACUUCUGGAGCGCCAACUGUUGCACUUAUCAAACACUCUUGGAAGCAUCUAAUUAUGCUAAUGUUUCAUAGCUGCUGAGCUUCCUCAUUGGUGUGUACAAAACUAUUUUAUUGCAAAACUGUAGGUACAAAAUUCUAAAAGUAUGAAAAUAUAGCAAUUGUUACAACUUUUGCAAGCCUUUUCCUAUUAUUGUUUGAAGUUUGCUUCUUUGCUGUUUCUUAGGUUUGUUCCGAACUAUUUUAUUACUUGUUUACUCCGAAAUUUUUUUCGGAGAAGUUUUGCCCUUCACAAAUAUUUUAUGUAAAGUCAAAAUUUUGAUAUAAAAACUAAUGGCCUAAUUAUGUAGUUUGGAAAUAUGAAAGAAGUUAGAAUGCAUAUGCAUUGAAAGUAAUACUUUCAUUAAUUUUUAUAUCAUACUGCCUAACAUAAUAUUAUACACAAUGUCUUUUACUGUUCCUAAGUUAAAAGCUUCUGGCUAAAACCUACCAACAUGUCCAAGCUAUGCCUAACUGAAAAGAUCUUAGCCUUUCAAAAAACAUAGCUUUAUAUGAAUUAGUGCUCUGCGCAGAGCCUGGCUGAAAAUAAGGAGGUCACACCUCAUUAGAUAUUUUGCCUAUGGAUGAGUCUUGUAGUAACCUUGUUACUAACUUUCAAAAUCUUUUACAUGUUCCAUGUUCAGUGUUACCAUUAUAAAUUGCAGUUCCAUUUAGUACUAUAUUUCUAGACUAUAUGACACUUGCACUUAUUGAACAUAGAUUUCCUUGACAUUUGCACUUAUUAAUCAUAGAUUUCCCUGUUUGAAAGUAUUAUUACUUAUCGAUCUUAAGAUCGGUAAGUAUGUUGAUAGGUGUUUGUUUGUUUGUCUGUCUGUUAGAUGCACGCGAUAUCUCACAAAAGCGAGGUUGAAUCUGCUCCAAAUUUUGC
Styela clava is the source of this 2916-nucleotide messenger RNA. The record is from RefSeq and is a predicted model, not a curated record. NCBI's taxonomy places the organism in Eukaryota, Metazoa, Chordata, Ascidiacea, Stolidobranchia, Styelidae.